Messenger RNA from Hippopotamus amphibius kiboko, 4529 nucleotides. It is a transcript of the gene MTUS2, whose product is annotated as microtubule associated scaffold protein 2. Gene Ontology annotation, molecular function: microtubule binding. NCBI's taxonomy places the organism in Eukaryota, Metazoa, Chordata, Mammalia, Artiodactyla, Hippopotamidae. The transcript has 14 exons. Gene Ontology annotation, cellular component: cytoplasm; nucleus. The coding region runs from base 19 to 4110 and encodes 1363 amino acids. The record is from RefSeq and is a predicted model, not a curated record.
CCCGCUGAAGGCUGGAAAAUGAGUGUUCCAGCGGCUCCUAAGAAAUCGUGUUACAUUGAGUUACGGGACAAUAGAAAUGGAGUGAAAAAUAAUAAUGAGAGCGUCGUAAGUCUGGGAGACACCAAUGCCAACGCCAUCAUGCUGGAGGUCGGUUCCUCUCCUGAUGAGGCUGUGACAUGUGCCCUGACAGAUGAAAUUGGAAAUGUGAAUUCAAGGGGGCCAGAAAGCAGUACCCGUGUCCAGAAGGAGUUUCACCCACUUCAGGGCUUUGUGAAAGCAUCUCAGGCUGGCCCCGCCAGCCUGAAGGAUUUUAAAUUUUCUCCGAUGGCUCAGAGAGAACGGAAUGAAGAGCCCACUCUGGAGAGAGGCACCGAUCCCCCGCAGGCCCCCCGGGGUCUUCAGGGACCAGGUCAGCCAAGUUGGAGGACUGUCACGGGUGAGGCCAGCCCGGAGGUUUUGGCUAAGAGGGAGGCUGACAUUCCCCGGCAUGUUCCCAAGGAUAAGUUGGCCAAGACCCUUGACAAUGAGAAAUUGAGGAGGCAUUCUUUGGAGAGAGCCAGCAGCUCUGCUGUAGCAGCGGACGUGCUCACCAAGGAGCGGGCUGGGGGCCUGGCCCGGCCAUUUCCACAGCCCGCAGUUCUGGGGUCCCCAGAAGCCCCCCGUCUGGUGCCCGGUGGUGGGGAGGGGCUGCAGAAGAUGGGGACAGCCCCUUCUCUAGGCCCGGCUUGUCCUCCAGCUGGUGGUUCCUCAGAGGGAAAGAGCGCACGUCAUCCUAAACCAUCUACCUCAGUAACCAAGGAGACCACCCCCUUAGAUACCCAGCCGGAGGUGGGACAGGUACCCAUAGUUAGCGCCCAGGGUACAGCACCUUCUGCCCACCCAGAGUGCACUCCCAGUUCCUCCCCAGCCUCGAAGGACGUCCUGAUGAAGCCAGAAGCACAGUCAGAUCAGGGAAAGGCCGAGCCCAAGAUGGAGCUGAAACCUGUCCCGCCCCGGGCCAUGCAGGAGCUCAGGUCCACCCAGGCGGGGGCACUGGGACGUCCUCAGGAGGAUGGUGUGUCCCCCCCCGGAGGAAAGGAGCCAUGUGCGGAAGCACAGCGAGACGCCUCGGCCGCCCCACCGAGCAGCCCGGCACACCCCCCGGGCACGGGGAGAGGCAGGGCUGAGCAGGAAAAGAGAGGGGAGGAGAGGUCUCUCCAGACGCCCCCCAGACCGAGCCCCGCUUCCUUGGGAGCUGCUGAGCAUCAGGCCGCGGGCAGGUGUUCGCCAAGUGCAGCUACGCAAGCGGGUGAUGCAGCGUCAGCAGGGGACGGUCGCGUCGCUUUUGUUCCUGGGGGUUCGACUGACAGCAGGCCCCCAGCUGCCAGUGAGGAGAGAGGGGUCCUGGGCAACGGGGAUGGCGCUGCGGCUUUUCGCUCAGAUCCUUCUGUGGGAGAGCGCGGAACGGGGGUCCCUGAGCCCCCCGACCCUCCAGGCAGCAGCUCAGACGCUGGGGGAGGCCAAGCGAUUGUGGCAUCCGUUGCUGAGACCAGGAACCGUCUAGAGACUGCAGUGAAGACGGAAGGCACCCCGCCAGUGAGAGCAGAUUCUCUACUCGGUGUCCCAGCGCCCCCCCACCCAGAGACCACUGUGAACGUGGCCCGCCAGCCCCCGCCUCCCAGCAGCCGCUUUCAGGACUUGGGCGCAUUGAGUGCGGACGCGGGGUCCUCCCCGGCCGCCCCGCCUCCCGCCGACAGCGCCCGGUUGUCACACGCUUCCCCGAACGUGCCUGACAAGGACGCCUGCCCCGGUGGGAUCCCCAAGCCUGGCCUCACUCAUCCCGAGGACACCCCCGCCUCACAGGAGGGAACGGAGGGCCCCCAGGUUGAAAAGACGGAAGGAAGGGUGGACCCCAGGCCCAUCGUGAUGCCCAAGCCCAAGCAUGUGAGGCCCAAGAUCAUCACCUACAUCCGGAGGAGCCCUCAGGCCCUUGGCCAGGUGGACGCGUCGCUUGUGGGGCUACCUUAUGCCCCACCCGCGUGUAACGUGCCUCUCCCCAAAGAGGAGAAGGUGGCAGGUGGUGACCUGAAGCCGGCCACCAGCCUCUACGACAAGUUCAAGCCAGACCUGCAGAGGCCCCGGGUGUUCAGCUCUGGACUGGUGGUGUCCGGGAUCAAGCCCCCGGGACACCCCUUCAGUCAAAUGAGUGAAAAGUUUUUGCAGGAGGUUACAGAACGCCCCGGCAAAGAAGAAUUUUGUUCUCCUCCUUAUACGCACUACGAAGUUCCUCCAACUUUCUACCGCUCAGCCAUGCUCCUUAAGCCCCAGUUGGGAUUGGGCGCAAUGUCACGUUUACCAUCUGCCAAGAGCAGGAUCCUGAUUGCAAGCCAGAGGUCUUCGGCGAGUGCCAUCCACCCACCUGGAAGCAUAGCGGCAGCUGCCAGCCUCUACAGUGCCGACCCUGCAGCAGAUUUAAAGAAAGCUUCCAGUUCAAAUGCUGCAAAAUCCACGCUACCCAAAUCUGGACUUCGUCCUCCUGGCUACUCACGUCUCCCGGCAGCCAAGCUGGCGGCCUUUGGCUUUGUCCGGAGCUCCAGCGUGUCCUCGGUGUCCAGCACCCAGUCGGUGGACAGCGCCCAGCCCGAGCCAGGCCGGCUGGCCAACCGUUCAACCUUUGGGGCUGAAGACCAGCCAGCUUUGAAGGCAGCUCUGCCUUCCAAAGAUACACCCAAGGGGGCCGGCCGGGCGGCCCCUCCAGCAUCCUCCAGUGUGACAACACCCCGCAGGAGUUUGCUUCCGGCACCAAAAUCCGCGUCCACACCUGCAGGAACAAAGAAAGAAGUACAAAAAGAUCAAGAUGCUAAUAAACCUGCAGUUUCAUCUCCUAAGAGAACAGCGGCUUCAGCCACCAAGCUUCAUUCGCCAGGAUACCCCAAGCAGAGGACCACGGCCCCCCGCAAUGGCUUCUCCCCCAAGCCGGACCCGCAGGCCCGCGAGGCCGAGCGGCAGCUGGUGCAGCGGCUGAAGGAGCGGUGUGAACAGCAGGCCCGGCAGCUGGGCCUCCUGCAGGCAGAGCUGAGGAGGGCCGUCCGGGGCUUCGAGGCACUCGCCGUGUCCACUCAGCUUUUCUUUGGGAAGAAUGAAAGUGUCCUUGUGAAAGAAAAAGAGCUGUCAAUCGAACUUGCAAACAUCAGGGAUGAAGUUGCCUUCCAUACGGCCAAGUGUGAGAAGCUGCAGAGGGAGAAGGCGGAGCUGGAGCGGCGCUGCGAGGACGAGGUGCGCAGGCUAGGCUGGCAGCAGCAGGCCGGACUGCGCGACCUGGAGCGGAGGCUGCAGCUGCAGUUCGAGGCCGAGGUGGCCCGGCUCCAGGAGGAGCACCGCGCGCAGCUGCUGCGGAUCGGGUGUCAGCACCAGGAGCAGGUGGAAGACAUCACCGCCAGCCAUGAGGCUGCUCUCCUAGAGAUGGAAAACAGCCACACGGUUGCCAUCGCGAUCCUGCAGCAUGACCACGAGCACAAGGUCCAAGAACUGAUAUCUACCCACGAGCUUGAAAAGAAAGAAUUGGAAGAAAAUUUUGAAAAGCUGCGGCUGUCAUUACAGGACCAGGUGGACACGCUGACCUUUCAGAGCCAGUCUCUGCGGGACCGAGCCAGACGCUUCGAGGAGGCUUUGAGGAAAAACACUGAGGAACAGCUGGAGAUUGCAUUGGCUCCUUAUCAGCACUUGGAAGAAGACAUGAAGAGUCUGAGGCAGGUGUUAGAGAUGAAGAAUCAGCAAAUACACCAGCAGGAAAAGAAGAUCAUUGAGCUGGAAAAGCUGGCAGAAAAGAACAUUAUCCUGGAAGAAAAGAUCCAAGUUCUCCAGCAGCAGAAUGAAGACCUCAAAGCCAGGAUCGACCAGAACACCGUCGUCACGAGACAGCUGUCGGAGGAGAACGCUAACCUCCAGGAAUACGUGGAGAAAGAAACGCAGGAGAAGAAGAGACUGAGCCGAACCAACGAAGAGCUGCUUUGGAAGCUCCAAACCGGGGACCCAACCAGCCCGAUCAAACUGUCCCCCACGUCCCCUGUUUACCGCGGGUCCUCCUCCGGGCCCUCGUCUCCCGCCAGAGUCAGCAUGACGCCCAGAUGACGCCACCACGCUGCGGGCCGAGCUGCGGCGCCUGGUCCACGAGGGUUUCCACCUGGAGGGAGCGGGGACCAUGGGCCGGCCCGGCUGACCCUGCGCGCAUGCCCAGUAGCUGCGUAGCUGCAUCCUGUGCGCGCAUGCCCAGUAGCUGCAGAGCUGCAUCCUAGGCAGAGUUCUUCUCUGAUCCUCGUGUAAGACUGUCCCGGUACUGGCACUUAGGAAAGUGUAAACGGUAGUGUCUGAUGUGCAAACGUUUGACCGUAGUGAGAGCCAAAAGAAAGCAAUGCCAACUGUUCUUGAGCGAUGAACUUUCACUGCAGAAUUUCAGGUUAGUUACAAGUAGCUCAGUUUUGAGUAUCUAUUGAAUAAUCAUUGUGUACUGCACCGAUAUGUGUGUAUAUUUAGAUAUACGUAUAUACACA